UGCCGCUCAGCGCGGGGUCGGGGGUCAGAGUGCGGGCGUUUCAGAUGCCUCUGGAUGUUCAAUGGUAGCAUUUCUCCAUACUGGAGCAGCAAAGUUUCCCCAAAACUUACUUUCAAGGUCAAGACAAGCUGUGUCCCCCCUCUUCCCAGCUGGUGUUCUCAAAGGGUUCAGCUCCAUCGUAAGCAGGAAACUGGCGUCCCACGGCUUUGGAGCUUCCAUGGCAGCAAUGUCAUCCUUCCCUCCACAGAGAUAUCACUACUUCUUAGUGCUGGAUUUUGAGGCUACAUGUGAUAAACCGCAGAUUCAUCCUCAGGAAAUCAUCGAAUUCCCUAUCCUGAAGCUGAAUGGCAGGACGAUGGAGAUUGAAUCCACCUUUCACAUGUAUGUUCAGCCUGUGGUGCAUCCCCAGCUUACGCCCUUCUGUACAGAGCUGACUGGGAUUAUUCAAGGCAUGGUGGAUGGGCAGCCGAGCCUCCAGCAAGUGCUUGAGAGGGUUGACGAGUGGAUGGCAAAGGAAGGCCUCUUAGAUCCCAGCGUCAAGUCGAUUUUUGUGACCUGUGGAGACUGGGAUUUGAAAGUGAUGUUACCAGGACAAUGCCAGUACUUAGGGCUGCCGGUUGCUGAUUACUUCAAACAGUGGAUUAAUCUGAAAAAGGCGUACAGCUUUGCCAUGGGGAGUUGGCCAAAGAAUGGGCUCUUAGACAUGAACAAAGGACUGAACCUACAGCACAUAGGGAGGCCUCACAGCGGGAUAGAUGACUGCAAGAACAUUGCCAACAUCAUGAAGACACUGGCCCAUAGAGGCUUCAUCUUCAAGCAGACCUCCAAACCUUUUUGAUCCCCGAGGCAAGCCAGGCAAGGGCUGCAUGCGCCCGGUGCCGGCAAGGCGGGGAGGACGGGCUCCAGCAUUAAAAAAAACCGGCAACCGAGGCCAGAGGAACCGACACAAAAAAAAUCUCAAUUUCAGCUGUUAACUCCAGUAGAGGUUGUAUAUAUGGGAAGGCAAAUCUGUGUAGACCUGAUGUGACUCCCUCUCUGGGCUGCUCCGGACAUUAUGCCAUGCUAGCGGACAGCCGCGUAGGGCGCUUGCACCACAUUUUAGACUUGUAGUUUGUUCUUUUUCUUUGGCUCCUGAUUUCCGUCCCUCCCUCCAUAUCCCACCCCGUCCUCCCUCUGCCACCCUGUAGCCAGAGCAUCCCCCAUCUCCACCCCGGCAUGGGCCAUACCCACCUUCCCUUCUUCUUUCUCUUCUCUGGUUUUAUGUUUUCAGGCCUCAUCGCUGCUGCAGCGAUGCCGGUGUGUGCCUGCACUCGGGCAGCACUCGCGGAGGCUCAGCGUGUCGAGACGGCCCCUCGCCCUCCCCGCCAGCUCCCCCCGCCUCUCCCCCGAGCGCCUUUUCCCCUUUUUGAGUCAACACUAACCCCUCUCUGACUCCUGUAUGUGACAAACGCGAUCCGUCUCUUUAUGUUCAAGGUGAAGUGCCUGUAUUCUCCGCUGCAGAGCCCCUGGCAGCCCCACCGUGGGCUGCAGGGCCCCGGAGGGCUCCCUUCAGUGAGGCAGGGGCCCAGCGGACAGGUGGGUGGCAGGAGGGAGGUGACAGUGUCCGCAUGGAGCCCCGUCCCGUCCCCGUUCCGUCUGCUCGUGCCUCUUGCGGGGCUGGGUGGGAUGCCCAGCCCUGCCUCGUCCCCGCCGAUCAAUUCCAGCUCCAUGGGGGACAGGCCCGCCACAGCACCGUGUCCGUGUCCGGUGGUGGACGUGCCAGCGCGCGCUGGCCCCCGGCCCACAGGUACCUGAGCAGGGGAGCUGCAAAUUGCCCCAGGCCCCUGAGCGUGCUCCCCACAAACCUCCCUCGGUUCCAGAGCUGAGGCUCAGCCCCCCCCCCACCCCGUGCCGUGCCCCUCACAGGUCCCCGCGGACGCUCAGCAGCAGCUGGCUUGUUGCCUGAGAGAGUUGCCGAGCACAUCCCCUCCGGCUGGGUGGGCUCCCGGCUGGCCAGGGCGGUUGGGGGGAGCCGUGGGGCGGGCUGAGGGCGUACAUCCUCUCAGUGUCACCCAGCCCCAGGGCCCUGCUGAAUGGAGCCCUCGUCCGGGCACUGACCUGCAGGGAGGCUGCAGCCCCAGGCCCGUGCGUGCACGGCCUGGAGCGAAGCCGGUGACGGCAGCCAGAAGGGCAAUACAGGCACUGAACUUGGCGGUACAUGACUGCAUGGUGUGUGGUGUUCCAGUUAAACCAACCGAUAAUGCAACCCCAGCAUUUUCAUUGUCUAGUUAUUCCAAUCCUUGCUGUAAAUGUGCCACAUGAAUAAAGUUUGGGGGUAAAGGAGCCCGGGUUGUGCCCAUGCAUGUGCAAGUUUAUAUGGGGGGCCAGAGGCAUGGGAGUGCUCCCUGGGGUAUGGCACAUCCAUGCUCCCCAUAAAAGGCAUGGGUUUUGGCUGUGAAUGGGCAGUCAAAGUUCCCUGCUGCUGGGAGCACUGCCCCCUUCUUCAGCAUGGGCACUGUGGGUGGGCACCAGCCCCACCACCACUUUGGGUUUGCUUGUGCCCCAAGGCAGCUCUGCCCUGAGGAUCCCACCAGCCCAUCACAGCUGGGCCUUAUCCAUGGGUGCACCCCACACAGUUUUCUCCCCAGUGCAGGGUGGUAACCACCACUACAUCCCACUGGCACCCGUCACCCCAGCCUGUAGCCUGGCACACUGUACCCACACAGCUGCCACUGCAUUUGGAGCAUCUUGGCUACAGAAUAGAGCCAGCAUGGCUCUGCUGGGCCCUGGGGCACCUGCUCUGCCCCGGUCAGCUGAGUCAGCCACACUGAAUGCAGCACUGUGGGGUGCAGGAGCCAUACCCAGCUGUGCAGGAAAGACCACUGCAUCCAGGUGCCCAGGGAACCUGCCCUGUGCCAGAGUGCCACUGGGUGACAGGGUUGCAAAUAUCCAGCCAGCACCGAGUGGCAGCUCCCAGAGGGCAGGGGCAGUCCAGCCCACUUGCUCCAUGCAAAGAUCACAGGGGUUUUACCAGUUCCCUCUAUGCAGCCCCUGAUCAGCUUUAUUGACCCUUUUUCAAUGGGAGUUGUCUAAUUAGUUUUUUUUAUGAAAACUAAGAACUUGGCCUUUGCCCUCUACUCCUGGAGGCGAGAAUGUGACUCAGAGGGCAUUGUCAUGGUGGAUCAAUGAUGGCCAGUUACACUUGGAAGGCAGGUUCCGGGGACACAGGGUGGGCAUGUGGGCAGCAGCCCAGAGCAGGGCACACAGCCAGGGUCACCAGUGCCCGCACUGGGCAGCACAUAAACCCAGGCUCCCACUGUGAUGCUUCAGCCCCUCCAAGCCCCUGCAAAACAUGAGACAGGGACAAACAAAACAUGGGAGGGACCAGGGGCCCC
Molecule: messenger RNA, 3374 nt
Organism: Cinclus cinclus
Lineage: Eukaryota; Metazoa; Chordata; Aves; Passeriformes; Cinclidae
Gene: ERI3
Product: ERI1 exoribonuclease family member 3
Exons: 8
Coding region: 62-838 (258 amino acids)
Biological process (GO): exonucleolytic trimming to generate mature 3'-end of 5.8S rRNA from tricistronic rRNA transcript (SSU-rRNA, 5.8S rRNA, LSU-rRNA)
Molecular function (GO): nucleic acid binding; 3'-5'-RNA exonuclease activity
Source: RefSeq, a predicted model, not a curated record